AUAAAAUAUUGUAAAUUCAAAUGUAUUUCGUCAAAAUGCGUUUAUUGUAGAUAUUGUCAGAGUUUUGUUGCUAGCAUACAUUUUGACAUUUCGAUUCAUACAUUGUCGCGCGAGUUGAGAUAUAUGGUUUUAUAUUUUUGGCGGUUUAAUACAAAUCUUAUGAGAAAUAUCUUGAAAUUUUGACCUUUUAAAUGCUAAGAUGAGUUCAUACAUUAAAUUGUUUGAAGAUUUCCUGCAGCAAAAAGAGAACGACGUAAAAAGCCGCGCUGGAUCACAGGAAGAAGAAAUCGAAGAAAAUCCUACAGAAAACAUGCAACCAGUGCCAUCAUCAGCUCCUUGCGUUGAAGCAAAAAUGGAACACAGUUAUACGCGUGAUGCAGCGCGUACCAUACCUGAGUUGACAACUGGUUUAUCAGCGGCGCGUACCAUACUUGUACGUCGGCCACCACAGUGUCCUUCCUGCCAUACGCAUCCAUUAGAUGAACAUGAUUUUAACGAUGGAAGUCAAGUGGAAGUUCCUGGUUUUCAUGAAAUUCCCGCUAAAGAAGCUAUGAAUGAAUGUGCUCGGGUUGCAAGCUACGUUCAAAACAAUAAUAAAGAUGAUGAGGAUUGGGAACCAUAUGUUAAUCAAACCGGUUGGACCUUCACACAGAAGACACUUUUUAAAAGAGUUGCAUUAAUACUAGAUAAUGAUCAACUCGGUCGACUUGCGAAUGCUAAUAUACCAAAUGAACCGAUGCAAAGACGAGUAUUAAUUGAUAAAUCAUCAAGUAGUAUGCGAAAACUUCUUGCAUCAAUUUCGUGGGAAGCACGUUUGAUUCAAUGGUUGCAUGCAGUUUUAAUGGAACAUUUGCCAACUUCAUAUAUGGCUUCUUAUUUAGAUAUAUUACAAACACUGCAUCAGAAAUUGCCCACAUUAGUGGACAAAAUGAUAUUUGGUCGCCCCAUAAGUAUGGCUAAAGAGCUUAUGGCACCUGUUCUGAAGAAGAAAUGGGAACCAAUGGUUAUAAAUAUUGAACGUAAACUAAAUCAUAAUGCUGUAAUAGUGACAGUACCAACAAUAACUAGUAAUGGAGUUGUGCCAAAACGUAUACAAAAAUGGUAUGACUAUUUGGGAACUAUUGCAGAAAUCGUACAUAUAACACUACCAGUUAUGAAUGAUAUUAUUAAACGUGAUCCUUUGGAGCAGCUUGCUGAAAAAGUAGUGUCAUUAACACGGGUCAAAAUACAAGAUCUACGUAGUGAUAAUUCCGCUCGUAGCAUUAUAUUAAUAGGUUUUAAUGCUGGUUCAGCUCUUGCCUUGCAGGUAGCAAUGUCUGAGAAUAUUGCAUGUGUUAUAUGUAUGGGCUUUGCCUUUCAUACAUUGAAUGGUGUACGCGGUAUGCCUGAUGAUCGCAUUUUAGAUAUAAAAGUUCCAAUACUUUUUGUAAUUGGACAAAAUUCCGCCAAAACAAGCACUGAGGAGAUGGAACAUUUACGUGAAAAAUUGCAAUCUGAAUCUGCUGUAGUAGUCGUUGGUAGUGCUGAUGAUUCAUUGCGUGUGCCUAAAAUACGUCGUAAAAUUGAAAAUGUUACACAAGCUACAGUAGACUCAAUGAUUGUAAAAGAAAUGUACGAUUUUGUUAAUAAAACUUUAAAUAAUCGUCCUGGUCCACGUCAACCAACACCAAUUGGUAUUGCCACUACGUUAAAGGGAAAAGUUUCAAAUGGAGAGAAUUCUGGUACAAAAGUAAAUACAGGACAACGUAAGCGAAAAGCAGAACCAAUUGAUGACGAUGAAAAAUUAGCGCAAUUAAAAACAAAAUAUGGCGUUAAAUCAUUAAAACGUUCAAGAAAAACAAGACUAGCCAAAUCAAGAAUAGAUAAAUCAACAACAGAUCCUAUGCUCCCGAAGCGUAGGGGACGACCACGUACGAAAGCUUUGAAUCCUGGGCAAAAAGUUAAUAAAUCUGUAUCAGCUUCCAAGUUACAAGCACAGCAAACACAACAGGCAAGCAGCCAAGCUUCACCGAAUUCAACCAUAAAUGAUGAUUUGAGCGCAGCUAUGCAAACAAUUCUAUCUGAAACAAAUGAUGGUGAUUUUGUUACGAAUACUAACAAUACAACUGGACCGAAAGCUAUGACCUCCUUUGAUAUUGUUGCCCAACCUAAAUCAGGAACUGGUGGCAAUCCACAA
Messenger RNA from Teleopsis dalmanni, 2176 nucleotides. It is a transcript of the gene Rcd1, whose product is annotated as KAT8 regulatory NSL complex subunit 3. The record is from RefSeq and is a predicted model, not a curated record. The annotation marks the transcript as partial. Lineage: Eukaryota; Metazoa; Arthropoda; Insecta; Diptera; Diopsidae. The transcript has 9 exons. Gene Ontology annotation, biological process: positive regulation of transcription by RNA polymerase II. Gene Ontology annotation, cellular component: NSL complex.